Messenger RNA from Vanessa tameamea, 587 nucleotides. RefSeq names its product ATP synthase subunit d, mitochondrial-like. Gene Ontology annotation, molecular function: proton-transporting ATP synthase activity, rotational mechanism. Lineage: Eukaryota; Metazoa; Arthropoda; Insecta; Lepidoptera; Nymphalidae. The coding region runs from base 66 to 587 and encodes 173 amino acids. The record is from RefSeq and is a predicted model, not a curated record. Gene Ontology annotation, biological process: proton motive force-driven ATP synthesis. The transcript has 3 exons.
UUUAAAUUUGCCGAACAAAUGUAAAAACCAACUUAUCUGUUAGUAAUUACAUUUUUUAAUUAAUCAUGGCAAAGAGAUUUACAAAGAGUGCCAUCAAUUGGGUUGAAUUUGAAAAACAAGUGCCACCUGAACAGAAAACAAAGUUCUUAGCUUUUAAGGCGAAAGCUGAUAUAUAUUUGCGACGGGUUCAGGCAAAUCCCCCUGAACCACCAAAAAUCAAUUGGGAAGAAUAUCAAAAAAUUGUCCCAGUCAAAGGGCUUGUAGACAAAAUGAAAACGGCAUAUUCAGGAUUUCAGGUUCCUUAUCCAACAGAUACUCUAUCUGCGAAAGUUGACGAGCAAUGGAAGAGUUUGGAGCCAAAAAUUAAAGAAUACUGUGCAGAGAUACAAAAGGAUAUAGAAGUGGCUCAAAAGGAAUUGAAUAGAAUAAAAGCACUACCUAAAUUUGAAGAUAUGACAAUGGAGACCUUUUACGAUGUAUAUCCAAAUGAAGCCUUAGAUCCUGUGAAACGGCCUACGUUCUGGCCACACGAUCCAGAAGAACAGUUAGGUUAUGUGCCUCCACAACACAAGGCAGUUAAAAAAUAA